AUGGCCAUACAUAGAUGGGGGGUAGGGAGGGUAGGGCCAGCCGGCAUAAGGAGGAGGAUAGAGAGGAGGAUAGGGGGAGGGAGGGGUUUGAGGUGGGGGCGUGGGUGGAGGCGGAGUGGUGGGGAUGGAGGGCGUGGGGGUGGUGGUGGGUGUGGGGAGAAGGUGUUGGACUUGCUGGAGGACGUGAGGGAAGAGGUGCUGAGCGAGGACAUUAUGGAGGAUGGGGGCUUGAGGGGCGGGUUCGGUCGGGAGUGGUGGGGCGUCAGAGGGGGAGGAGCCUGGGAGCGGGGGCGGGGUGGGAGGGAGGCCGUGAGGCGUUUCGAGGACGACGUCAAGGAGGCAAUAAUCUCCCACUCGAACGGAGCCAAGGUACGUGAAGAGGCUCUCUUCAAACGACACCCAAUUGACUGCGGUGGUGUCGUUGAGGAGCUCGACAAGAAUCUGCAGCUGCUGCGGCAGCGGCUGUACUAUGUGACAUGGAAGGCCGAUGGCACGCGCUACAUGAUGCUCAUCUGCCCUGACGGCUGCUACCUCAUCGACAGGUGUGCUUGCGUCAUCGGCAGAAACUUCCGGUUUCGGCGAGUGCAAAUGAGGUUUCCCGCGCGCAAGCACCUGCAGCACAAGCCGGUGGACGACUGGGACGUGCACCGCACCACACUGCUGGACGGCGAGAUGGUGGUGGAUGAGCUGCCCGGCACUGACGUGCAGGAGCGGCGCUACCUCAUCUAUGAUCUCAUGAUGCUUGACAGCGUGCCGCUGGGAGAUAGACCAUUCGCGGAGCGGUUUGAGCUGAUAGAGAGGGAGGUGGUGGCGCCGCGCAAGAUGGAUGCAGCCAUGAACCCCCUUUAUGACUACAGCCUGGAGGACUUCAAGGUGCGGCGCAAGGGCUUUUACAUGGUGCGGCGCAAGGACUUCUACAUGCUCAGCACGGUGCGGCGCAAGGACUUCUACAUGCUGAGCACAGUGGGCAAGCUGCUGCACGACUUCAUCCCCAAGCUCAGCCACGAGUCCGAUGGACUCAUCCUGCAGCACCUCCUCUUCAUCUUCCCCACUCCUCUCCCCCCGUCGUACCCCGUGCGUGCUGCGGUGCAGAAAUCACCGGAGGGCAAGUGGGUGCUGCUGCUGUCCGACAGGAAGACGCUGCGAGCGCUACCAGCAGCCAAGUUCACCCACCCUGGUCGGAAGACGCUGCGAGCGCGAUCAGCAGCCAAGUUCACCCGCCCUGGUCGGUGCCUCGUGCUUUCCUUGGCUCUCCUGCUCUCCUCCUUCCCUCCUGCUCUCCUGCUCUGGCCCCACACCAGUGUAAAAGACCAUUCUGACUAUGCCAUAACCAUGUCUCUUUGUCCAAUCCACACCUCCGCUGCUCGACACGAUGAGGAGGAGGCGAAGGAGCUGGAGGGGAAGAUAGUGGAGUGCUGCUGGAAGAAGGACGAGGCCGAGUGGGAGUUCAUGCGCGUGCGCACUGACAAGGAGCACCCCAACGCAUGGCACACGUACCUCAAGGUGAUGGAGAGCAUCCGAGACAACAUCACGGAGGAGGUGCUGCUGAAGGAGGUGCAGCACAUCCGCAGCCUGCCCGUCCAGCUCCUUCACCCUAGCCCCUCCAUUCCCCUCCUACUCCACCCGCUCCCCUCCCUUUUCUCCUCUUCCGUCUCCGCUCUCCACUCUUCCCAUUCUCUCUUUCCCCAUCAGGAGGCUUACGUCAUCACGAAGCUAGACUCUGCAGAGCGAACCUUCAAAGAACUUUCUAUUCGACUGGCAGAUCCCGAGGUGGCGUCCAACGCGACAGAGUACAUGCGCAUUGCCAAGUCCGCCGGGGAGAUCGAGGAGGUGGCGAGUGCCUAUGCGGAGUGGAAGGACAAGCAGCAGCAACUGGCUGACGCAAAAGGUGACUAUUGCAAUGCCUGGCAAUGCUUGCACCCCUUGCACCCCGUUGCACCCUUUGCUUGCAUUGCACCCACCCCUUGCACCAACUCUUCCCACUCCUCCCCAUUCCUUCCCGCUCCUUGCAUCAGCCCUAAUGAAGGACAGCGCAUCGGACCCAGUUAUGGCGGAGAUGGCGGGGGAGGAGGUGGGCGAGCUGGAGAUCUAAACAGCUUACCCACUCCCCACUCAUUUCCACUCCUUCCCAUUGCCUCCCACUUCUCCUUACCACUCCUUGCACCAGCCUUGAUGAAGGACAGUGCAUCGGACCCGGAGAUGGCGGAGAUGGCCGGGGAGGAGGUGGGGGAGCUGGAGGCGCAGCUAGAGGAGCUGGAGGGGCGCCUCAAGGUGCUGCUGCUGCCCACCGACCCGCUUGAUGCAAGGAACAUCAUGCUGGAAGUGCGGGCGGGCACGGGAGGGGAUGAGGCGGGCAUCUGGGCAGGCGACCUGGUGAAGAUGUACGGUCGCUACGCGGACAAGAACGGGUGGCGAGUGUCUCCUGUUUCCUGCACUGAG
This is a messenger RNA of Closterium sp. NIES-65, 2439 nucleotides long. NCBI's taxonomy places the organism in Eukaryota, Viridiplantae, Streptophyta, Zygnematophyceae, Desmidiales, Closteriaceae. The record is from the annotation of a GenBank genome assembly.